CCCGGGCAGGUGGGAACAGGGAGAGCUCCAGUAGCCUUGGCCCGGGGUGCAUAGCAGAAGGACCUCAGCCUGGCAGGAGGGCCUGUGAGACUAUUGGGUACUGAUGGACGUUUCCGACAGCCCUGAGCGAAACCCCUGCUCUCCUGAUGAAGAGGACCAGCAUCUUUCCGAUGAUGAAGUCCUGAAGGAGAGUGGUUCAGACCGGGAACUUGAUGGAGAGGGUGGGCAAGGCAGCGUCCUGGGAGAGGAGGAGGAGGAUGCAGCCAGGGGACUGAGUCAUGGUGAAGAAGAGAACCACUCGGAUGAAGAGGAUCGCUUAAGCGAAACCAAGUCUCAGGAGUCUGACAACAAUGAGCAGAGUGGGGAGCUGAAGAGCCCUCCACCUCGCAAAGGAGAGGAGGAAGACCGGACAAAUGACCUUGGUGAUGAAGCAUCCUCUGUCACCCGCGAACUAGAUGAGCACGAGUUGGACUAUGAUGAGGAAGUUCCUGAGGAACCAAGUGCUGCUGCUGCAGAGGAGGAUGGUGAGAAAGCUGCUGGUGAGGAUGAUGAGGAAGAGGAGAAAGGAGAUGAUGCCCAUGAAGAUGAGAAAAAAUCCAGCAGUAAAAGUGACGAUGAAAAGGAUGGCCAGGAUCCCCUCAAGGAGAAGAAGAAAGAAGAAGAUGAUGGAGAAAUUGAUGAUGGAGAAAUUGAUGAUGAUGACUUGGAAGAAGGAGAAGUUAAAGACCCCAGUGACAGAAAAGUGAGGCCACGUCCCACCUGCCGAUUUUUCAUGAAAGGUCACUGUACUUGGGGCAUGAACUGCCGAUUUAUUCACCCUGGCGUGAAUGACAAAGGAAACUACUCCUUGAUCUCCAAGCCUGAGCCCUUCUCCCCAAAUGGUGCUCCUCCUAUCGGCCCCCACCCAUUGAUGCCAGCCAACCCUUGGGGAGGGCCAGUUGUUGAUGAAAUCUUACCUCCACCUCCUCCAGACCCUCCAACAGAAAGUGCCUGGGAGAGAGGACUCCGGCAUGCUAAAGAGGUAUUAAAAAAGGCAACUAUGAGAAAAGAACAGGAGCCUGACUUUGAGGAGAAGAGAUUCACUGUGACUAUUGGAGAAGACGAGCGUGAAUUUGACAAAGAAAACGAGUUUUUCCGCGACUGGAAUUACCGCAUCACCAGAGACGUCAGAGAUCCAGCGGAGGUGGACAUCAAAGAAAACAUUAACUAUGGGCUUGAUCCCUAUACAGAUCCCUAUUAUGACUAUGAAAUAGAACGGUUCUGGCGUGGUGGGCAGUAUGAGAAUUUCAGGGUUCAGUAUACAGACCCAGAUCCAUACCGUAACUACAGAGUAAGUAAGGAAAGAGAGCGAGAACGGGAAAGGGAAAGAGAGAACAGACAACGAGAAAGGGAACGCGAGAGGGAGCGAGAACGCGAGCGAGAGCGGCGCCAGCGGGAGCGAGAACGAGAAAGGGAACGGGAGCGUGACAAGGAGCGCCAGCGGCGGAAAGAAGAGUGGGAACGUGAGAGAGAACGAGUGAAGAGAGAUGAAAAAGACAGGCAGCACAGGGACCGGGACAGGGACCGAGACCGGGACAGGGACCGGGAACGUGAAAAGGAGAAAGAAAAACCAAAGCCCCGGUCCCCGCUGCUACCAAGCCGUCAGCCUGAGCCACCAAAGAAGGAGAAGGAGGCAACCACAAUUACCACCACUCAGUCGAAGAGAGCAGAUGAAUGGAAGGACCCCUGGCGCCGAUCCAAGUCCCCCAAAAAGAAACUUGGUGUGUCUGUCUCUCCCAGCCGUGCGCGUAGGCGCCGAAAAACCUCUGCUUCUUCAGCGUCUGCUUCUGGCUCUUCAAGGUCCUCUUCUCGUUCAUCCACCUAUUCUGGUUCAGGUUCCUCGCGAUCUCGUUCCAGAUCAUCUUCUUACAGCUCUUACUCUAGUCGCUCUUCAAGACACAGCUCUUUCUCAGGCAGCAGGUCCAGAUCACGGUCCUUCUCAUCUUCACCCUCUCCUUCUCCAACACCGUCUCCACAUAAGCCGCUUGCGAAAGCUAAAGGGGAGUUAUUACCACCUGCUGGUAAAGGUGAAAAAUCUGUGAAGAAACUAGCUGCCCUUCCAGUCCCUCAGCCACUCACUAAAAUUACAACAGCUGCACCAGAGCCAGCCAAACCAGGGGAUAAUCGAGAGGCAAGAAGGAAGGAACGUCAGACAAGGACUCCACCCAGGAGGCGGACUAUCAGCGGCAGCAUCAGUGGCAGUGCCAGCAGCUACAGUGGUUCCAGUUCCCGAUCUAGGUCCUUGUCUCGGUCUCUCUCCAGAUCUCAUUCCAGAUCAUCAUCUGCCUCAGUCUCCCACUCCCCGUCUGGGUCCAGGAAAUCCAGGUCCCUGAGCGUGAGCAGCGUUUCUUCUGUCUCUAGUGCCUCCUCUAGCAGCAGCUCUGUACGCAGCGCCGACUCCGAAGACAUGUACGCAGACUUGGCCAGUCCUGUUUCCUCAGCCAGCUCCCGAUCCCCAACCCCAGCGCAGCAGAAGAAAGGUAGAGGAAAGUCAAAAAAAGAAGAUAGCGCUAAAGAGGAGAAGCGGAAACGGGAUGUGCCUGCUCAGCUCCUGAAAUCAGCCAAGCCCACCCAGGGGAGCAAAUCACAGCAGCUCCUCCAGACCCAGCAGCCCUCAGCCCCCCAGUCUCAGCAAGGGGGCUUCAGUGCUCACAAAGAGAUCAAACUGACGCUUUUGAAUAAGGCAGCUGACAAAGGAAGCAGGAAGAGAUACGAGCCAGCAGACAAAGACAGGCCGACCUCUCCUCCAGCCAAACGGGCGAACCUGUCACCUGACAGAGAGUGUGCGAUUGCCACCAGAUAACGCAGGCGUUUUAGCCGUCCGGCUGCAAAUACACGGUGGAGGUGAGACGCUCUGGUUUGUGAAGUAAGCGAGGUGAGGUCAGCCCUGGGCAGGCCAAACCCAGCCUUGCCUAGCUGUUUUGUGGCACACAUUGCGAGUACCUUGGCUCCACUAUGUCUGUGUAACUCCACUAAAAAAAAAAAAACCAACCAACCCUCGCUUUGAAGACACAGCGUGCUCAUCUCUGCUGCAGGUACAUAUUCAUCCCACAGCAGCCUCCUGUUCUCUAGUAACGUCAUUGGAUGUGGCUGUGGAAGUCAUAGGGUUUUCCCUUACUGUAUCGUGGGGUCUUCUCUGCCUUGUAUUUCAGUGCAUCGCAAUGGAUCUUAGUCCUCCCGACAGAAAGGCUUGUGGCGGUGCUUAGAAAGGGAUCAUGGGCUGCCAAGGCUCCAGGAUGGAUGCAAUAAUUGGCUAGAUCACCCGUCCUGCGAAAUGAGAUGAUUUCCCCACUUGUGUGUGACACAAUCUGAUCUGCCCCAUAUGUUUAGAAAGACGCGGGCUUUCCAAGUGUUCUCCUGUGUCUGAAUCCUCAGCAGCAGUACGAGCGCCUCAGAAAACCGAGCUAGCACGCUACAUCAAGUGGGACCUAAAUGCCAUGCUCCAGCCUCUUCUGUUGCUGCCGAAAAACAAAGGGGGGGAGUCAUCAGUCAGAGGUGCCUGGUUUUGACGUACAAGCCAGCGUUGACACGUGAUGUUGUUUUCCCUGUUGUCUCGGCUGUAGGUGUAUCUUGUUGACUCUGGGUGCCAGCCAGAAAAAAUUUCUGUGCUAAUAGCCUGGUUGCAUUCGACUCCUGCAAAGGCAGCGUGGAAGGGACUGGGUGAGGUUGAAGUUCACUGGGAUCUAGUUCACAACUACUGCUGAGCUGCAGACAAAUGAAUGGGCCGACCUAGCAAACUGUGCUGAUUUUAUAGAUACAUAGAUGUAGAUGUAAUUAUAUACUUUAUUUGUUGUCUGUACGUUAUAAAGCACUUUUAAGCAGUAGCAAAUGGGACACAAGCCCUGAAGGCAACUCAGCCUCACCUCCCAGUGGCAAGCAUACCCUUGACUGAAUUGGGACUGAGCAAGAGGCACCCUCCGGCAUGCAGCCUGCAUUCCAGUGUCCCAGCACAAAGCUGGUCGGUGUUUGUGCCCUGAGUCUCGCUUCCCUGUACUGUAACCUUGCUGUGAUCAGAUCCGCAGCUAUAGUUGCCCCUCUGUGCACUGGGAUAGCAGCGGCUGGGAAACCCACUGCAGCAAAGCUGGAUAAUGCUGCUGCAGGACCCCAGCGGGCUUCCCAUCACCUGCAAGUCCCCACAGCUGCUCCGUUCGGGCAGGGCACGAAAACAUGGGGGUGAUGCUGCCUGUGGAUUGGCCCCAGCUGGCUCCAAAAGCAGCAGAGCUGCACUUGCCCAGCACGCUUUAAGCCAAUACACCCUAUUACCUGGGCAGCGCAGAGCCAGCUCAGAUGCUGCUGUGCCCAUUGCUCACAAACUGGAUGAUUUGCCGAGGGAUAAUGGAGCACUGACUCAGUCCAUGAGGGCCAGCCUUGCCCCGCAGGUUUGCAAGCAAAGCACAGCCUAAAAGCGCAGUGGAGGAGCCUUGUUCCAGCAGCCGGAGGGUGAGGAGAGGGCCGGUGCGGCUCCCCGCAGGUGAUGUUUUGUACAGCUGACCAUGAGGCACAGCCUUGACUAGCUUUUCUGCUCCCCGUGAAGACAGGGUGCACAACAGUAGGUUCCUUUUCUAGCUGCUGCUGGACUUGGCCUUUUGUUGGCAUGAUCUGGUCGGUCUCAAGAGAGCAUCCAUAUGCUGCUGAGACGGUACAGUAGGUAGGGUAGCGACCCGUACCUUCACAAUGAGCGAGAACGUCUCACCUUUUUGUCUCCCGUUAGGCUCUCGUGACAGGAAGGCAACCGGGAGACUCUCUUCACCCAAGCAAGAGCGACAGAGAGGCCAGAACCCGAAACCUUCUCCUGCACAGA
Molecule: messenger RNA, 4840 nt
Organism: Haliaeetus leucocephalus (bald eagle)
Lineage: Eukaryota; Metazoa; Chordata; Aves; Accipitriformes; Accipitridae
Gene: ZC3H18
Product: zinc finger CCCH-type containing 18
Exons: 18
Coding region: 104-2842 (912 amino acids)
Molecular function (GO): metal ion binding
Source: RefSeq, a predicted model, not a curated record